Messenger RNA from Staurois parvus, 912 nucleotides. The record is from the annotation of a GenBank genome assembly. NCBI's taxonomy places the organism in Eukaryota, Metazoa, Chordata, Amphibia, Anura, Ranidae.
GAAGAUCUACAAAGUGGAACAAAUUACCAACUGGGUCUGCAGGCCUAUACCAGAGGGGGGCAAGGCCCAAUCAGAUCAUUCAGUGUUGUAACUAAUGAUAAUGCUGUCGGUUUAAUCCUCGCCAUUCUCAUCCCCAUUGUUGUCGCCGUUGUACUCGGUAUAGUCACAAUUGCCAUAUGCUACCACAAAAGAGAAUGGAUCAAAGAAACCUUCUACCCAGAUAUUCCAAACCCUGAAAACAGCAAAGCUCUGCAGUUUGAGAAGAAUGUCAGCGAGGGUACCAAAACUAUUAAAACACUGGAGAUGAACCCAUGUACCCCUAACAGUGUUGAGGUGGUUGAGUCCUUUUACACCGUUCCAAAAAUCCUGGACACGGAACUGAAUUCUCCAAUGUCCGAAAGCGGUCAGCUUCCAGAAGAUGGUUCAGAGGCUCCUGAUGAUGAUCACAUUGUUGUUUCUUAUUGUCAACCCACUGUUCAUGGAGAUACAUCUAAUCCAGUGCUAGAUGAGUCGGCCACUCCUUCCCAGGUGGUGUAUAUAGAUGUUCAGUCCAUGUACCAACCACAGGCCAACUCCGAAGAAGAGCUGGAAAGUGACUUUUUGGAUAGCAGUGGUUACAAGCCACAAAUGCAGCUACCUAUAAACUCUUUGACCAUAGACAACCAGGCGCCUGCAGAAGAUACCAUAGUGGAAUCUGCAGGUUAUAGACCUCAGGGACAUCCUAAUACCUGGGCUGCGGAUUCACCAGGUUCACCUACAUCCAUUGGAAGUGAAAAUGCUUCUUUUGGAAGCCCUUGCUCUGUAAACUCCAGACAUUUCUUAAUCCCCCCAGUGGACAACAAAGACUCCCUCAAACCAACCCAUAUAGGAUGGUCAAUAUCUUCUCUCUUUCAGAACAAACAGGAUGAUUGA